AUGAUUCAAGUCAGCAGUGGCUGUGAAGUUCCCAUGUUUACGGUUCAACGAGCUCUCAUCCCCCUGGAACUCACCAAUGAAUUACAAUACAUUUCAGAAUUGAAGCUUGAAUUAAUUAAUAGGUUCCAAGAAUCUCCAUUCUUUUUGGAUAAUGUUCAAGUAAGGGAUAUUAGACGGUAUACUGAUAAGUACAAUGAAAUCCAUCGGGAAAAACUUGAGCCAGAUUUUUCACGACUACCUGAAGAGCUCUGUUGGCGUCGCGAGCGAGUGGAAGCCCCUGUGGCGAAGAAGCGAAAGAUGAUUGAUGAUAGUACAGAGGUUGUUCAGCAAAAACUGAUGCGAUUAGAACAAGCUGAACAAAACGAAGACAUCGUCGAAGAAGUGGAGGAUGAAGAUGAUGGCUCAGAGGAUUCUCGGGAGCAGCCAGGCAGCGCUGUGCAAUCUGAGGACGACCUCGAGGAA
This is a messenger RNA of Haemonchus placei, 462 nucleotides long. NCBI's taxonomy places the organism in Eukaryota, Metazoa, Nematoda, Chromadorea, Rhabditida, Trichostrongylidae. The record is from the annotation of a GenBank genome assembly.